GAAAAGGGGGAAAGAGGAGCAAGAAGUAGGAGGAGGAGCUGCAGCCGCCCAGAGUCCUGGAGUCUGAACGCCUCCCCACCUCUCAUGAUCAAGUGGUGACCGUGUGGAGUCCGUGUGGAGUUCUUACUCUGGACUACAGGACUGGGACAAAACUUUUAUUUGGACUUUUAUAUCCAUGACAUUUGACAGGGACUCAACGACAACGAGGAUUCCAAGAAUCUCACCAUGUUCAAGGCAGUGUUGAAGAAGAGCAGAGAUGGAGGCAAGGGGAGCAAAAAGGAGUCAGCUGAUCUUCACUGUCACAGUGCCCAGAGGAAAUUCCCACUGGAGGGGAACAUGCAGGGACCUGGCAGCAGCCACCAAAACAUACCGGACGAUGUGUUCAGGCUAAACCUGGCUAAAGGAGUGUCCAUGUCACUGCCCUCCUCACCUCUCCUGCCACGACAGUCCUACAUGAUGCCUUUACGUCCUAGCAAGAGAUCACCAGGUCCGAGCAGGAAACCUAAGUAUGUGGAGAGUCCUCGUGUACCUUCUGAUGCCAUUGUCUCAGCGCUGAGGAAGGUGGCCGAUAACAAGGAGUCCUCGCACAAUGAGCUGCAAGCGGAGAAACAGCAGAGCUCCUCCUCUCCUGCCACCCAGGAACUGAUGACAAGACUGGGCUUUUUACUGGGAGAAGGGAUCCCGGGCACGGCACACAUACCUAUGGACGACAAGAAUGAAAAGAAGUGCUCAGUGACAAGCCAGGGCAUCAGCCCCUGCUCCACUCUCACUAGCAGCACGGCUUCACCCUGCACCGACAGCCCAUGUUCCACACUCAACAGCACCACCAGCCGCCCGCCUCUCAGCCGCUCCAGCCCCUGUGGGACCAUCACCAGCCCCAGCUCCACACUCGAGAGCAAGGACAGUGGGAUCAUAGCCACCAUCACCAGUUCUUCAGAGAAUGACGAUCGCAGUGGAUCCAGCCUGGAGUGGAGUAAAGAUGGCAGUCUGAGAGGCAGCACGCGCCAUGGCCUGGCACAGAGUGUGCGGGCCGACACCUGCUCCCCUGUGGCCGAAGAAGACUCGAGUAGUGCCACAGCCACACAGGCCGACACCCCAUCUCGGUCAGACCAGCAGCCGCAGCCCAGCACCUCAGCUGGGGCACUGGUGCCGUUGCAUUCUCCAACCAACUCGCCUGAAGGACCUCUUCCCUACCCAUCCCAGACAUCAUCUUCCCUCAUGAUGCCGCGGCCAAACUCUGUGGCAGCUACCAGUUCCACAAAGCUGGAAGACCUAAGCUUUCUUGAUGAACAGCGCAAUACCCCCCUGCGGACAUCCAUUCGGCUGCCCUGGCACAAUACUGGAGGAAGGCCACCUCAGGACUCUAAAGCUCGUUUUGCUCCAUACAAACCUGUGGACAUCAUGCUCAAGCCCCUGCUGUUUGAGGUGCCCAGCAUCACCACAGACUCGGUGUUUGUGGGCAGGGACUGGCUCUUUCAGCAGCUGGAAGACGUCUUAAAGGCCAAUGAAUCUACAGAGAACCAGGGAGUGGUAGUGGUGGGCAGUGUGGGCUACGGGAAGACGGCCAUUAUCUCCCGACUAGUAGCUCUGAGCUGCCACGGAGGCCGGAUGCGUCAGAUCGCCUCCAACAGCCCCAGCGCCUCCCCCAGAACUGCAGGAGUACCAUCAACGGAACUUCCUCUCACUCAGCCCCCACAGCCCACUCCACCAUCCAGUGCUAACAACACACUGAGGACAAACAGUUGUCCUGGGACGCCUGAGAUACAGCAGCGCAGAGAAGUGGCUGUCAAACGUCUGGCUGCAAAGGUGGUGGCGUAUCACUAUUGCCAGGCAGAUAACACAUACACUUGCUUGGUACCGGAGUUUGUACACAGCAUUUCGGCCCUGCUGUGCAGAGCACACCAGCUGAGUGCUUACAGAGAGCUGCUGCUCAAAGAGCCCCACCUGCAGAGCAUGCUUAGUCUGCGCUCCUGUGUCCAGGACCCUAUGGCUGCUUUCAGGAGGGGCGUCCUGGAACCACUUUCCAACCUUCGAAAAGAGCGCAGGAUUCCAGAGGAGGACCUCAUCAUCUUAGUGGACGGGCUGAAUGAGGCAGAGUUUCAUAAACCUGACUACGGAGAUACCAUCGCCUCCUUCAUCACAAAGAUCAUCACCAAGUUCCCUUCCUGGCUCAAACUUGUGGUCACUGUCCGGCUAAACCUAGUGGAGAUCACCAGCCUUCUGCCUUUCUCCAAAAUCUCUCUGGACGACUUUUCCGACAAUAAGGAGAUAAGCAGCGACCUCAAUGCAUACAUCCAGUACCGUGUCAACAGCAGCAAGGAUAUCAUGAACAAUAUAAGCCUGAACGGAAAGGCCGACUCCAUCACUGUCGGAAAGCUCAGUAGCCACCUGAUCUCCCGCAGCCAGGGAUCUUACCUGUAUCUCAAACUCACCUUGGACCUGUUCGAGCGAGGCCACCUAGUGAUCAAAAGUGCCAGCUACAAAGUGGUGCCAGUCUCAGUGUCCGAGCUCUACCAGUUACAGUGCAAUAUGAAGUUCAUGACCAACUCGGCCUUUGAGCGUUCACUGCCCAUUCUCAACGUAGCUUUGGCCUCGUUGCACCCCAUGACUGACGAACAGCUGUUCCAGGCCAUCAACGCCACCUACAUCCAGGGGGAGCUGCCGUGGGAGGACUUUCAGCAGCGCAUGGAGGUUCUGUCCUGUUUUCUGAUCAAACGCAGAGACAAGACACGUAUGUUCUGCCACCCUUCGUUCAGAGAGUGGCUGGUGUGGAGAGCCGAUGGUGAGAGCACGGACUUCCUCUGUGACCCCAGGACCGGCCACGCUCUGAUGGCUUUCAUGUUGUCACGGCAAGAGGGGAAACUGAAUCGUCAGCAGACCAUGGAGCUGGGACAUCACAUCCUCAAAGCUCACAUCUUCAAGGGCCAGAGUAAGAAAACAGGAGUGUCAUCCAGUGUUCUGCAGGCUUUGUGGAUUAGCUGCAGCGCCGAUGGACUUUCUGCAGCGCUGGCCUCCCUGAGGAACCUCUACACACCGAACGUCAAGGUGAGCCGUCUGCUGAUGCUGGGCGGGGCUAAUGUGAAUUACCGCACGGAGGUCCUGAACAACGCCCCGGUGCUCUGUGUCCAGUGUCACCUCGGUCACCAGGAAAUUGCUUCUCUGCUGCUGGAAUUUGGGGCCAGCGUUGACGUGGUGUCUGAAAAUGGAAUGAGUCCGCUCUGCUUCUCUGCUGCAGCGGGACACCUGGGUCUGGUCAUGAUUCUGUGCAAGAAGGGGGCAAAGGUUGAUCAUGUGGAUAAGAGUGGACAGUGUGCUCUGGUCCACGCCGCUCUUCGAGGACACCCAGAAAUUAUUCAGUACCUGCUGGAGCUGGAGUGGAGCUCUGAGGGCCAGCAGCAGGAUUGUGCUCUGAAGAACAAAGCUCUGCAGCAGGCUUUGAUAGCGGCAUCCAGCAUGGGACACACACAGGUGGUGAACAGCCUACUGGCCCUGAGUGAUGACCACGCCGUGCAAAUUGAUAGCCACGACACACUGUGGGGAGAGACAGCCCUGACAGCAGCUGCUGGCCGCGGAAAGAUGGAGGUUUGCAGCUUCCUGUUGGAACAGGGAGCAGUGGUGCAGCAGGUCAACAGACGCGGGGUGUCUCCUCUUUUCUGCUCCGUCAGACAGGGACACUGGCAGAUUGCGGAGCUGCUGUUACAGCGUGGGGCUGACAUCAAUGUCAGUGACAAACAGGGAAGGACUUUACUCAUGGUGGCUGCCUGUGAGGGUCACCUGACCACCGUGGAGUUCCUGCUUUCCAAAGGUGCAUCUCUAACGUCCAUGGACAAGGAGGGACUGACGCCCCUGAGCUGGGCGUGUUUGAAAGGACAAAAGAAUGUAGUGCAGUUUCUGGUGGAGAAAGGCGCCAUCAUCGACCACACGGACAAAAACGGACGGACUCCGCUGGACCUGGCCGCCUUUUAUGGCGACGCAGAGAUUGUCCAGUACUUGGUGGAGAGAGGAGCAGUGAUCGAGCAUGUUGACCACAGUGGGAUGAGGCCUCUGGACCGGGCCAUAGGUUGUAGGAACACAUCAGUGGUGGUGACUCUACUGAAGAAAGGAGCCAAACUAGGGAACGCUGCCUGGGCCAUGGCCACAUCCAAGCCUGAUAUUCUCAUCAUUCUUCUUCAGAAACUGAUGGAGGAGGGAAACCUGCUGUACAAGAAAGGGAAGAUGAAAGAGGCGGCCCAGAGGUACCAGUAUGCCCUGAGGAAGUUUCCCAGAGAAGGCUUUGGUGAUGAUCUGAAGGCUUUUAAAGACCUGAGGGUCUCCUUGUACCUGAACCUCUCCAGAUGUCGCAGAAAGACCAACGAUUUUGGGAUGGCAGAGGAAUUUGCAACAAAAGCUCUGGAGUUGAAACCCAAAUCCUACGAGGCCUACUACGCCCGAGCGAGAGCCAAGAGAAGCAGCAGGCAGUUUACUGCAGCCAUGGCCGACCUACAUGAAGCCGCCAAGCUUUGCCCCAAUAACAGAGAGAUCCGCCGUCUGCUGGCUCGAGUAGAGGAGGAGUGUAAACAGAUGCAGCGUAUUCAGACCAAAGGAGGUCUCGCUGCAGCUGCAGCCAGCCAGGCGUCUGGAGGACACGAUUCUGACCAGGAGCAGGACGAGGGACAGGAGGAAAUGUCCCAGCACAGCCUCGCCAGGGGUACAGAAGGUCAAAGAGACAUUCUGGAAGAGGAGGAGGAGGAGGACGAGGAGGAGGGAGCCGUGGGGGCAACGUCCUCACAGCAUGUGAGGACAGCUGAAGCCUGCUGGUCACAGAACAGUUUCUCCUACAACAGAGUCCAACCCCCUGAGUCUGUCGGCAACAAUGCAGGACUUCAGAACCAGAACCCCAGCUCACCUCCAGGCCCCAACAGACUUCCCCCCCACCGGUACCCUCGUGAGCAGAGGGAGGCUCUGACCCAGCAGGGCCUGGUUCUGCAGCCCAGUAAGCAGGCCCAGAUUGUUAAGACCAACCAGCACAUGAGCUCCAUGCAGGCUGGAGCAGUGGGAGGACGACCAGCAGGGUCCAAGUCCCAGUACGCUCCUUCCAGUCCUUUACCCAGUCGACACAUGCUGAGACCAGGACCAGGCAUCGACAUCAGUCCUCUGCCUCCUCCUCCUCCUCCUGCUGAUGAACCCAUGUACGGAAACCGCAUGGUGCUGUCAGCCGCUCAGGCCGCCAUGGGUCACAGCUGUGAUAACGAAAACCUCCAUCCGUCGGCUCAGGCCUCGUAUACGUCCAAAGGUAUUGGACAGGACAGGCUGUCCGCUCACUCCGUGUCCUCUCUGGACGCCUUGGCCUGCUCUGGGCCUGUAGUCCAGGGAAACCACACAGACGCAGGAAAGGAAGUGUUGCCGUGUGGUGCAGUGGGCAGCAGCAUGCACGUGUCCAGCUCCACCAGCAGCCUGGCCUCCAGCAGCAGCUUGUCAGACAGCGGCAAGCUGGGACCUGAUGUCCGCACCAAGACGAAGCAGGUGCAAGCGUCCGGCUCCAUGGAAUACAAACCAAGACCUUUCAUGGGAAUAACUGACAAGACGGCUCGUUUCCAGCAGCAGAGUGUGCAGACUCACCAGAACCUCCAGUCGACAGGCCGCAGCUGGAUCACCCACACGUCCGAGGGCCUGCUCUGUCACACCAUGUCCACGGCGUCCCUGCAGCCGGUGGACUGCAAAGCGAUGAGCACUUACCAGGAUCAGCACAAACACGCAGCGCCUCAGACCAUGAGCGGCCUGCAGAACGGCACGCACGUCAAGGAGUUCGCAGAGAAAUUCUGCCAAGUAGCCAACUGUUACAAAGAGUCCAAGCCGGCGCUGACCGUGCCACACGUGUUCAUUGACGGGAAGCCGAAGCAGGCGGGCUUACCGCGAGAGAAUCCUGCCAUCCACGUGGCUUCAAUGAAACCAAAGCGAUCUUUUAUAGAGUCCAAUGUGUAACACAAACAUGUCUGUCUCUCAUCCAGUCCAAACGCACACUAACGAAGCAAAAAUCUGAAGUGAGAAGGAUUAGUUUCAUUAUUUUCCAGGACACAAUCUUACUUUUAGGUCUUUAAAAAAAAAAAGAGCAGAUUUGUUGGGCAAACCUGAUUGGAGGAG
Molecule: messenger RNA, 6120 nt
Organism: Cynoglossus semilaevis (tongue sole)
Lineage: Eukaryota; Metazoa; Chordata; Actinopteri; Pleuronectiformes; Cynoglossidae
Gene: tanc1b
Product: tetratricopeptide repeat, ankyrin repeat and coiled-coil containing 1b
Exons: 26
Coding region: 226-5961 (1911 amino acids)
Molecular function (GO): protein binding
Source: RefSeq, a predicted model, not a curated record